This is a messenger RNA of Helicoverpa armigera (cotton bollworm), 1955 nucleotides long. RefSeq names its product facilitated trehalose transporter Tret1. Gene Ontology annotation, biological process: transmembrane transport. The record is from RefSeq and is a predicted model, not a curated record. Bases 408 to 1955 code for a protein of 515 amino acids. Gene Ontology annotation, cellular component: membrane. Lineage: Eukaryota; Metazoa; Arthropoda; Insecta; Lepidoptera; Noctuidae. The transcript is spliced from 3 exons. Gene Ontology annotation, molecular function: transmembrane transporter activity.
UUGAGCAUUGUCUUUAAAUAUUUUUGGAACGACAAUUUUCACAUUUCCCAAACAACUCUAAUGUGUGUUAAAUGUGUGAAAACUAAUUUUCCAGUAUCAUUUUUGCCGCAUUUAAACGUGGUUUUUAACUGCCAAAACUGGUAAUAUUCGUAUCAUAAAAAAUGGGAAUAAUAAAAAAAUACAAAAACUUAACUCGACCCUAAGAUUUUAAUCAAAUCCGGUUAUACAACAAGAAGUGCAUAAAGGCAGCUAAAGGGUCACAACAAUUUACCGAGUGCAGUUGCAUCCCAGCUUUACAUAACAAUACGGAUAAGGAAAAUUAACAAAAAAAUAUAAAUCUGUGAUCGAACUUAGUUCCGAACUGUUUCAAGAAACGGCUCUAAGAGUGAUAAGUGACUUGGUGAAAAAUGGAAGAAAGAAAUAGUAAUAAACAUGAAGAUUCAGAGAAAUACUCUAAAAGUGGAUGGGAGAAAAGGAAAUAUUUUUAUAGACAGAUGUUAAUCAGCAGCGGUGGUUGGACCUGCUACUUUAUCAUGGGUAUGACUUUUGGAGCCUCAACAGUCUUCAUUCCUCAAAUAAGACAGGAGGCCAAUUCUGAUGAUGCAGUCAGUGAAUCGAUGGCAUCUUGGAUUCCUGCCAUCACGGUGUACUCUGGCUUGCCCUGGGUCUUCAUCCUGCCAGUUACAAUGAAACACAUUGGAAGAAAAUACACCUACACUUUCGUCUUCAUCAGUAACCUGAUCAGCUUCGUAUUAUUCUACUUUAGUGCCUCCAUCUUACACAUAGUCAUCAGCUUAGUCAUCAAUGGCAUCAACACAGGAUCACACUUCACUGUAUCAGUCAUGAUCAUCACGGAAUACACAUCGCCUAAACACAGAGGAUUUUUCUUAACAAUAAAAUCUGCUACGAUUUUUUGGGGUAUCUUCAUGGCCAAUGCUAUUGGUACCUUUUUCCAUUGGAGAAAUAUCGGUCUUGCUGGAAUUUUAAUCAGUAUCUAUGGUAUGUUAGUUGCAUACAUACUACCAGAGUCUCCAUUUUGGCUGGCCACUAAACAACGAUUUGAAAAAUGUUCGUCGACUCAUAGAUGGCUGAGAGGAGAAGAGAAACAAUCCGAAGCAGAUCUAGAAAACCUGAUUUUAUUCCAUAAGAACUUAAGUGUUAAAGAGAGUUCAAAGAAUCGUGAUCUUAAUGGCAUCGUUAAUAAGUAUUAUAAUGUCAUGACGUCAAAGAAAUUUUAUAAGCCAUUACUUCUGUGUUUGUUAAUACAAUCACUUUACGUGUUGUCUGGUAAAAUUGUGUUUAGUGUAUAUGCUUUAGAUAUUAUUAGUAAAAUAACCGCAGGAUACAAAAUGUCACCUUAUACAGCUAUGUUAAUAUUAGAUGGCGUUACAGUUUUAUGUAUGUACAUUGGUUGCUUCUUUGUAAAACUACUAUCUAGGAGAACAUUAUUAAUAGGUGCCUCUUUAGUAGGUAUUGCGUUUCUUUUCAUGAUUUCCCUGUAUGCAUUUUUGAUAAAACUAUCAUUGUUAGAAGAGAAUAAUUAUGUAGCUAUAUUUUUGUUAGUUGGUUAUUCAAUAGGCAUAUCUUGUGGACCUGUGAUAUUAACACAAACUAUUUCAGGGGAAUUAGUUUCCAUAGAAUCUAGGGGACUUUCAUCUUGUUGUAUAGACUUAUGUCUUAAAAUACUUUUAGGUACUGUAAUAAAGAUUUCUCCAUAUAUGUUUAAAUCUUGGGGGGCUCAUGGUGCAUUCUUUUUCUAUGGUGUUUGUACUUCAAUAUUUUUGUUUUUGAUUUUUCUUUAUUUGCCUGAAACUAAAGACAAGAGUUUGCAAGAAAUUGCUGAGUGGAUGGAAGGAUCUAAAAGGCCUGUGUUACAUGAAGAAGUAAAGUUUUUACCAGUCGGACACGAAGGCAGAGAACGGAAAGUUGAACCAACCAUAAGCCAUUCCAUUUAG